AUGCUUUCCCAGACCCUCUUCGUUGCCGCACUGGCCGCUCUGGCCAAUGCCCACUCGGUCAUUCUCGAUGCGCAAGGCGAAUCUGGAUCUCCUCCCUCGAUCGGCUUCAAGGUCGUCCCUGAGAUCGCCCGUAACUGCACGUCCAUCAGCCCUUGCCAGCAGGACACCUGCAUCAUCAGGGAGGCCGAGAUCAAGGCCAACAUCGUCAACUCGUGCGGUAGGACCCAGCUGAGCGGUAACAUUGACGUUGGCGAGGAGACCGAGAACGCCCUCGCGGCCAAGAAGGUUACCACGGUCAAGCCUGGUACCGUCAUCUCCAUGACGAUCCACCAGGUCAACGCCGAUGGUGCCGGACCUUACAUCUGCGACCUGGACGAGACCAGCAACGUUGGUCUCGACUUCAAGAACCUGAGCGUCACGGACAACGUCCCCGGCGCCAACGGCCUGUCGCAGGUCCGCGCCCAGCAGUUCGUCAUGAAGAUCACCAUGCCCCAGGACCUCAACUGCAUCGGCGGCUCCACCGGAAACAUCUGCACCAUCCGCUGCCGCAACACCGCCCAGGCCGGUCCCUUCGGUGGCUGCAUCGCCGUCCAGCAGGCCGACAAGAAGGGCAACGUCAACACCCCCCAGAACAUCAAGACCGCCACCAGCAAGAAGGACAACGAGGCCCAGACCAAGCAGAACAACAAGGACCUGAAGGAUGCCAACAACUUCCUCGCCCAGCAGGGUUCCGACCAGGGUAAGAAGCAGCUCGCCGAGGUCGCGUCCAUCGCCCCCGAGAAGAUUGUCCAGGCCAGUUUCCCCUCCACCGACACCAACGGCGCCCCUGAGGGUGCUGCCGCCGGCGAUAACAACAACGGCAACAACAGCGGUGGCAGGAAGAACAACAGCGGCGGCAAGAACAACAACAGCAGCAACAACUCCGGCAAGAACAACGGCGGCAACAACUCCGGCGGCGGCAGGAACAACGCUGCCGGCAAGAACAACAGGGCCAACGCCAAGAACAACCAGCGUCGCAGCCUUGGCCGUUUCGCCAAGAGCUUCAACGCUUAA
Molecule: messenger RNA, 1053 nt
Organism: Pyricularia pennisetigena
Lineage: Eukaryota; Fungi; Ascomycota; Sordariomycetes; Magnaporthales; Pyriculariaceae
Exons: 2
Coding region: 1-1053 (350 amino acids)
Source: RefSeq, a predicted model, not a curated record